CCACCGUUCCACCUCCCCCCUUCAGUCGCAGCCCCCAUCUCCAUCGGCGGGGAUCUUCACGGCUGCGGAUUCGUGGGGGGUCAACCGAUAUUGCGCGAAGAGAGUUGCGGACGAUACAUGGAAGAGGAUGAACCACCUAAGCGCCGGCGACAGGAGCAGCCAAGUCCCAGCUGCUUGUUGCAUCGAGCAGUGACAAGAAGUCUAACCAGAAACCAUUCCAAAAAGCCUGGAGAGCAGGACCCAACUGCAGGUUCCUCGAACAAGCAAGGAGCAAGAAGACGCCUCAUAGAGAGAUUGAAGAACACAAGACAUGGCGGCGACAAGGGAACCAAUACAAGUAAGUUCCCUGAUGAGGAUUCCGCGAGCGAAGAUGCAGACAAGGAAUUUUGCCCGCUGAAAUUCCAUGGCUGCUCUUCAUCUGAUGCGGUUCAGGAAUUAAUCUCGACUUUCAGCAAUAGGAAAUUAGACAUUCUAAAUAAGUUAGGGUUGGGUGGGUUGCGGUACUUGAAUCGUGGUUUCCAUAAUAGCCGCCACCUAGUAUUCUGGUUGUUGAAGAGAAUGGACGUAGAGAACAUGCAAAUAAGGCUUGGAGAUGGGUCAAGUGUGCAAAUGAAUCUGGAGUCAGUGAGCAGGAUACUAGGAAUCAGAUGUACUGGUACUCACAUGACAGUUAGUAGUACUAAGGUAACAAAGUAUGUCAAAUUAAGACUGCAAGAACGUUUUGGAACUGAAGAAUAUAAAGAGUUCCCAGACUUGGAUGAUUUAAGAAAAAUUUUAUGCCGAGAAUAUGGGCAAGAUAUGUCUGAAUAUGAUGAAGAAACUUUUAUGAUUGCCAUGGCUGCUUUCUGCUGCGCAUAUAUGUUUGGGCCAGGAAAAAGAACUGCAAGUGUACCAAAUGACAUAUGGGACUUCAUCACCUUUCCGAAGAACCUACUGAAUUGCAACUGGGGGGGCUAUGUGCUCAUGGUUUUGCAAUCUUCAGCGCGUGCCGUGCAGAUGAAUAUGAGGAGUAACCCAACUUCUAUCAAACUGGGUGGUUGCCGGUUGUAUUUGCAGUACCAGUUCAUGCGAAGUGUAACUAAUAAUUUUGUUACUGUUCUAUUCUGUCAGUUACUUUACUUGGACAACAUUGACCUUGGAGAUAACAACAUCCCUUUAAGCUGGUAUCCAAGAAUCAGAUGGUACGAUACACGAUUUCUGCUAGAGUUCAGCAAUCAUUAUGAGAAGUGCAAAGGCAUGAAGGCUAAGGACGCAUAUUUGAACAGAAAGAGGCGUGUACCAAGCGACCAUGAUGAUAAAAGAAUGCCCACAUGCCCACUCCCAGAUGAAAGCAAAGAACAAAGUACUCGACCAGCCAGGCAAGAAAGCACUGGCAACAAACCUAACCAGAGAUCAAUGCCUUCUAGGCACCAUGCAGAUGAUAGCAAAGAGGCAUGCGCAGAACAUGGUGACGAAGACUUUAAGACAACCCGACAGCAAAGUGGGUGUACAGUGGGAGACGAACCUUUGGCACCCACUACGAAAGAGAAAAUUGUAGAACAAAUUAAAUAUGGCCUUGAACAAGUUACAUCGCAACUCGAAAUUGUUGCCCACACUGCUCAUGAAGAAAAUAAGAGAAACUUUGAGGCACAGGAACAACGAAUAAGUGAGUUGUUUGGAGACAUGAAAACAGUGGUGUCAGGACUUAGGGAAAACCUUGUCAACUGUAUCAUGGCGCACGGUAGGGUCGAAGGAAUGCAUGAAGGCAGGAAAUAUAGUUCGGAAGGUAUGUGCAGUGAAACCCCAUUUUCCCUAUGCUAA
Panicum virgatum (switchgrass) is the source of this 1800-nucleotide messenger RNA. RefSeq lists its product as uncharacterized. The transcript has 5 exons. Lineage: Eukaryota; Viridiplantae; Streptophyta; Magnoliopsida; Poales; Poaceae. The record is from RefSeq and is a predicted model, not a curated record. The coding region runs from base 118 to 1800 and encodes 560 amino acids.